CUCGUCACUGUAUUAUGUAUUUCUUUUUACAUCAGUAAAGAUGAUCGGCAAGUGUGGUAACCUGCUACUCUGCAUUUUUGCUCGGUGCUGCUCUGUGUGUUUCUCUGCCACCACAUUGCCCUUCACAGAAUAUCUUGACUCUGCCAACCUGGUGUCUAUCAGUUGGGGCUUUGAUAACAAUGGAGGACCAAUCACAUUUCAAGUUGUUGCCAAUACUGCUGGGUGGGUUGGCUUUGGAUUUAGCCCCAGUGGAAGCAUGACUGGAUCAGACGUUGUAAUUGGAGGUGUCAAUCCAGAUGGCACAGUUUACUUUGCUGAUAGACAUGCAACAGGAAAUACACUGCCACUGGUUGAUACAAAACAGGAUUACACCUUGAUAAAUCUGAAGGAAAGUGGCAGCACAACAACGAUGACUUUUAGCAGGCAACUUCAGACAUGUGAUACUGAUGACCUGCCAAUCACAGCAACACCAAUGAUACUGAUUUAUGCAUAUGGAUCAAAAGAUACUAUUUCUUAUCAUGGAGCAUCACGAGGUGCCAAGGUCAUCAAUUUGCUUAAUUAUGCUGGCAGUGUGCAGUCUGCAGUCAGCUAUAGUUAUAUUAAUUUGACAGCAACAAAUGCCUUUGAAUUCCCUGCCAAUGUAGGAAUUUCUGUCGGUACAAGUCAGGACCCCCUGUACUUUCGUUUGGAGAUGCACUAUAAUAACCCACUGGCUACUUCAGGUAUGCGCAAUUGCUUUUUGGCAACAGUGGAAAAACAAAAGUACAGAAAUGGUUAG
Erpetoichthys calabaricus (reedfish) is the source of this 778-nucleotide messenger RNA. RefSeq names its product DBH-like monooxygenase protein 2 homolog. NCBI's taxonomy places the organism in Eukaryota, Metazoa, Chordata, Cladistia, Polypteriformes, Polypteridae. Gene Ontology annotation, biological process: dopamine catabolic process; norepinephrine biosynthetic process; octopamine biosynthetic process. The coding region runs from base 41 to 778 and encodes 245 amino acids. Gene Ontology annotation, cellular component: secretory granule membrane. The record is from RefSeq and is a predicted model, not a curated record. The transcript is spliced from 5 exons. Gene Ontology annotation, molecular function: copper ion binding; dopamine beta-monooxygenase activity.